This is a messenger RNA of Rhineura floridana, 904 nucleotides long. It is a transcript of the gene CZIB, whose product is annotated as CXXC motif containing zinc binding protein. The record is from RefSeq and is a predicted model, not a curated record. The transcript has 8 exons. NCBI's taxonomy places the organism in Eukaryota, Metazoa, Chordata, Lepidosauria, Squamata, Rhineuridae. Gene Ontology annotation, molecular function: zinc ion binding. The coding region runs from base 333 to 815 and encodes 160 amino acids.
UGGUUGGUCAGUUUAUUUCACAAAGCUUAGCUGCGAGGCAGCCAUCUUGAAAAAGGGCAAAUUCUAGCUUUCAGGGGCGUUUAAAAAUGACUAGACAUGGGCAACACUGGAGGCGCAAGAAAAUGGCAAGCAUCAAGUCUCGCGACGUUUGAUUAACAGCUGUCCAGUUGUUGCUGAGGUUGCUCCGAAGCGGUUUGGUCCCUGCAGAAUCUCAAAAGGCAGUAGAGCUUCGUCGCGAUCCUGUUGCUCCCGUGUUUGGGAAACGAGGCAACCAUAGACUUGGCUCGCUCUCCUUUGACACUUUCCUCGUCUCCCCUGCUGCCGUUGACACCAUGGGGAAGAUCGGGCUGCAGUUCAAAGCCACUUUGGAAAAUAUUACAAAUCUCAGACCGGUGGGAGAAGAUUUUCGAUGGUAUCUGAAGUUGAAGUGUGGGAACUGUGGCGAGAUUUCAGAAAAAUGGCAAUAUCUACGAUUAAUGGACAGCCAUCCUCUCAAAGGAGGCAGGGGGAGUGCCACUAUGGUGCAGAAAUGCAAGCUGUGCUCCCGAGAAAAUUACAUAGAUAUCUUAAGUCACACAAUGAAGCCUUACAAUGCUGAAGAUAAUGAGACAUAUAAGACAAUAGUGGAGUUUGAGUGCCGUGGCCUUGAACCAGUGGACUUCCAACCACAGGCUGGAUUUGCUGCAGAAGGCGCAGAGUCUGGCACACCUUUCAAUGACAUCAACUUGUUGGAAAAGGAUUGGAAUGACUAUGAUGAAAAAAUAAAGGAUUCUGUCGGCGUCUAUGAAGUUACCCAUAGAUUUGUCAAAUGUUGAAGCUUUUGUUUUGUGUGGGAUCGUUUUCUAUAUGGCCAUGUUGUCUUAAAUUGCAUUUAUUGAACCUAGAAUAAAAGUCAUAUACUUUC